Messenger RNA from Exophiala oligosperma, 2587 nucleotides. RefSeq lists its product as uncharacterized. Gene Ontology annotation, cellular component: chromosome, centromeric core domain; microtubule organizing center attachment site; nuclear inner membrane. The transcript has 2 exons. The record is from RefSeq and is a predicted model, not a curated record. Lineage: Eukaryota; Fungi; Ascomycota; Eurotiomycetes; Chaetothyriales; Herpotrichiellaceae. The coding region runs from base 73 to 2424 and encodes 783 amino acids. Gene Ontology annotation, biological process: nuclear inner membrane organization.
CCUCAUGGCAACUCAUCCCUAGAAAUACUGUCGCUGGAGGCAAGUCAACUUGGACAUUGAUCAUGCGGCAUCAUGCCAGUAUCACUACGCCAGCGCCUAGACUGCCACUACUGCGGCAAGAGAUCGAAACAUAGCAAGAAGGAUGGUCGCAAGUUCCAGUGCGAACACUGUCUUGCCGUGAAUUUCUUUGACGAGAAUGGCGAGAUUGCAGACGUCCCCGUCGAAGAGUCAGCGCCCGCGCAGCGAUUCGCUCAGCCUGUCAUUGUCGAUCCGCUCAACAACGGCUCCUCGCCGGCCGACUCAAUAUUCUGCUCGACGUGUGUGAAGAAUCAGCAGCUAUACACCUACAACCUCUCUCAAUUCCUCCCCGAACCCGACCACCCCGAUUACGAGAAAUUGGAGGCCGAGUUUCCUGCGUACAAAAAUGGACUUGAAAAACGCUAUCCCCAGUGUUGUGCGCGCUGCGAGCCGAAAGUUAGGGCCAAGCUGCAUCAAGCGACUUAUCAUGCGAGAAGUGAUCAUCUCCGGCGUGUUUUGGAAAAGUCAAGACAGAGACGGAUUGGGAGCCGGCUUGGAUGGAGAAGUCUUUUGGUUAGUGCCGCAGGCAUUGGAUACUUUCUCAGCCUCGUUGUGCAAUUGGGCUGGCAUCUCUAUGGGUCGCAGGUCAUCGAAAAGUCCUCUGGGCAGAUACUUAGCCCGCGGGAAUGUUACGAACGUCGCGUCUAUUCCUCGCAGUGCCUCGAUGGGCUGGAGCCAUUUGUUGGAUUGUCGCUAGCGGUCAGCUUGCUCUGCAUCUGGUGGAAUCCAAAAUGGCAACACAAGCUGUCCAACAACGAAGGAAGCCUGUCUGGACUAUAUGAGUUCUAUCUGGUCCAGAUGGCUCUUCUAGGCCUACGCUUCAGUGCGUGGAUCUUCAUGUUCCAUGUGCAUUUAGACGUGAGACUUUCAGCUAUGCUACAUGCUUGCUUUGCCGUCGCGAUUGCAAUCAUCGCCGGAUGGUCUGUCUUUGGCAUAGUGAAGAUUAAGAGUCUUCCGCCGGUCAAUUGGCAAGAUGAUCCCGCUCCUCUCCUUUCUCAAGACCAAUUUGUUCCUCCAGAACAUCCCGACGAGAAUACACAGACUGGUCAAAGCCAAGCUUUCAACUUUGGAAACCUUGCCACUGCACAGCAAUCGACAUAUCACGCAUGGAGGCCACCCACUCCUCCGGAAGAUGGUGGGGAUUCGAUGGACUGGACUCCGACCCAACAGACGUUCCGACCCGAGUUGAAGAGUAUUCGAUACCAGUCUACCAACCCGAGUCCUUUUUACGGCAAGUUGCCAGCUCUCAACGCACGGGGUUUGCGCUCAGAUAUGGGUGGAAAGGAACCAGAGACUAAAGAGGCCAUUGGAAUACCACCGGGCUUCUUCGAUCGGCCUGCAAAGUCAGCCGUACCGAGCCGUCACCAAGACUCACCUGGUGAGACCAUGGCUCCGCCAAAGUUCUUUCCAAAGGAAGCAGAUACUGGAUUGGAAAACAUAUUCGGAUCGGUAUUUUCCCUCAAGGACCAGUCAAUAGAUUCGCCGAGUGCAACAACGAGAUCAAGAAACGAACCUUCAAGAGACGUCACUCAUACAGCCUCUACGCCUGAGGCCUUAGCUCCGUCUCAGCGAGCCUCCUUCUGUGCGAUCUUCAGUGGUCUCUCGUUCUUCGCGAUCCUGAUGUCGGUAGCGGUGUGGAUGUUCGAGGCAGUCAUUGUCGUCGAAUCCUCGAGGUUCGGUUAUUUAGUCGUGCUCUCCAGUACCUUUGUACCGAUCGGUCACCUAGUACUCCACAUAGCCGAGCGCGGAGUUCAGGGUCAAUUCUUGAGGCUACUCGCAUAUGCACUCGAAGCAAGUUUCUUGAUCGGAGUGUCUAUGCUUCGUGAACCCUUUGGCGAGCUUCUUCGGGACCUUUGGACGAAGUUGGCGAUCGCUGCGGUAGCUUUGCUGUUGCCUCAGGAGUUCUUGCAAAUGAACAAUUCAAAGAACGACAAUCCACCCAGGGUAUCAAAUCGAGGGCCGUUGCACCUCACAUCCGGUGCUCCAUGCUCCACCAUCCAGCAGGAUGCCUCCCUGCAGAGGCCUGUGCUGAACCGGAAAGAUUCAAGCGACUCAACUGAAAGCAAAGCGUCCAUUGCAACAACAUCUACAGUGCCAGAAUGGACCACACCGAGGACCAGCAGGCAGCGAUUUGAUGCUCCGGGGUUGGGGAAGAGCACACCACGAUCUACUAGAGGUCAAUCCAAGCGUUCAGGGACUGCACAGUCCGAUAGGAGUAACCUCGGUAUGGACGGGUUAACACUGAGCGAUCGUCCUGGGACCGGGAGAGGGGGCUUUUCGAACGACUGGGCUUUCGGAUCUUCUGGAUCACAUAUUGCAGGUCCGAGAACGAGAAGAGGUUAUUGACGAGUGUGGCUGACGCAUCUCAUUUCCGUGAUUCCAUCUGAUACACCUGCAUUUCUGCAUUUUGCAGAGCAUUGGCCGGUCCUGUAUAGAUUAUGGCAUAGCGAGGCGUGACGAGUUUAGAGGGCAUGCAUAUGUUGGCAUGGGCUGAAUCCAUGGAGUCUAG